Messenger RNA from Enhydra lutris kenyoni (northern sea otter), 3215 nucleotides. RefSeq names its product microseminoprotein, prostate associated (gene MSMP). The record is from RefSeq and is a predicted model, not a curated record. Bases 2777 to 3196 code for a protein of 139 amino acids. NCBI's taxonomy places the organism in Eukaryota, Metazoa, Chordata, Mammalia, Carnivora, Mustelidae. The transcript has 3 exons.
CCUCAGGGGCUCCAGCCACCCAAAUCUCCCCGACGCGGCGGGUCCCUCCUAUCCGGCGACAGACAGCGGGGGUCGGCAGUGACUCACCGGAGGGCCAGCGGCCGGAAUACGCUCACUUCCUCUCCGCGCGCACCUGCCGGGCCCCGCUGGAGCGCCGCCCGGCCGGGCCUCCGGCGGAUGUUUUUUCUGUCCCCGCGCUCGCAGGCAGUGCGCGCCAACCACAGCCUCCCGGCCGCUCCCCGCGCCCCCCGCAACUGGCACCCCCAACCACCGCUGCCCCAGGAAUCACAAAAUUGGACCCUAAACACUGACAUCCCCAACAGACAAGCGCGCACACACAGAGCAACCACAAGCGUGGCCUCCAGCCCCGCGCAGCUACAGAAACGCACACUUGAGCACACCCACCAGCUGGAAUGCAAGUGGGUUCAACCAACACCUUCCAGACACCCACAGCCCCAUAACUUCUGAGAGAGGGAUCCUGGCUCAGCCCCAGCCUUUCUUUCCAGAAGCCCCUACUCCUGCCCAUAAGCCUACCUUCUCUUCGUUACAGGCAGCUCUCACUUCUGUCCCCAUUACCUCACACACCAAUCCCCAUUGGGCCCCCUUUGCCUUCCAGCAUCAUCACCACCUUCAAGCUUCCUAGCUUCCCAGUCGUGUCUGCCCCCUACUGGGUUGGUUCCAGGUUGCAGGAGCAAAAGACUGGUCCAGACUUCCAGGGUGUCAGCUUGUCCCCCUUCCCCAGAAAGGCAGCGGCAGAGCUAUUGACCACUGACAAGACUUCUGGGCCCUUGUGCUAGAAAGCCUUCUCAUCCAUCUCCUGCAGCAAAGAGAGCAGUCCAGGGCCAUGCCUCCCACAUGCCAGCCUACAUCAGAGCACCCUGCUUCAACCACUGAGUCUUCUUUUUUCUCUUACUACUCCUCUGAAAUAGAAAGGUAUCAGACCUGACUAGGGUGAACAUGUGGUACAACUGGCAUCUCCAUCCACUUAAGCUAUCUACUUGGAAGAGGACAGACAGGGAAUCUGAGGUGGAUGGAUGAAGUUGUGUUUCUGAAUGGUGAAGAGGUCAGGCAGGGUGGCCCUCUAAAAAGGUCAGCCAGAAGUAUUCUUAUCUGAUCUACUGGGUGACAGGGAAUGGGAGUUUUGCAGUAAAAGGGACUGGAGACUCAGAAGGAAAAAUAGAAUGUCAAAGUGAUUAGCGUAGGAGGGGAAUCUCAGAUAGGGUCUUUGGAGUGUGGCAGACUGAGAGAGAGGGGCCAUUAGUAGCAAAGAGAUGGCCCCCAUUAGAGUGGUCAGAAAGAAGAACUUGAGAGUUCACAUGAGUGGGGAUGGGCAGCAAUGGAUCAGAAUCCUAACAUGAAAACUGGAGCCCCCAAGUUAGCUGGAAGGAUAAGAAAAGGACACCUCUUCCCAGGGCAGAAGUGAGGGGACUGAGCUAGGAAAAGUGGGUUUAUCAGCAACACUGUUUCUCAAACUGGAGGUGGUAAGGGUGACAUGGAACACAACUGCGAAAAGGGCAGAUGUCUGUGGCAGGAGACCGCAGCCCCUAACAGAAGCCCUCAGCUAUGCAGAGCUGCUCAAUGUGAUUUAAACAAAGGACUGUACCCAUUUUGUCUCUGAACUCUAGCACCAAUCACAGCAGCUACUAUUUUCUGGGGGCCAUGUGGCAGGGACAGUACUAAUACCAUUACAUGUAUUACCUCAUUGAAAGCUUCUUAACAACCCUAUGAGUUAGUAUUACUAUCCCAAUGUAAAGAUAAGGAAACAGGUUUUAGAGAGGUGAAGUAGUUUGCCCAAGGUCACAGUCUUAAGUAGAAACAGAAUCUGAAUCCAACUAGUCUGAUUCUAUAACCUAUGCUCUUAACCGCCCACCUUGGGAGUCUCUCGAACCUGAAGGAGGAUGUCAGAGGAUUCCUCAAUUCUCAUUCCAUAAUGUACAAGAGGAAAGCGGCAUACCUCUGUGAAAUGAGUGACGCAUAUCGCCUGGGUAUUUGAAGACGUUCCUCUUUGAAAGUACCACCCCCAGCUAUGGGAAGAUCGUGUAUCUACUGGGUGUUUGGAGGUACUGAACAAUGCAUCCUCAGGAUGCUUGUGGAAGAGACACCUGCCUCCCCAUUUCUGAGGGGCAGCCAUGUCUCUAGGAUACUUCUGGGAGAUUCUGCCGUAGGGUCUGAGAGAAAUAUUCUGCGCUCCAGGUGCCUGUUCACUCUCCUGGAGCCUCUGGCUGUUGCACCCUACUGCAGCUCCUUGGUUUGGCUGGGGCACAGGAUUAGCCAUCCCCAGGAAAUGCCUCCCUCCGGUCCAGGCAAGGAUCCCAGCACACACACCCCUGGAGUGUGUAUGUGUGUUGGGGGCAGGGUGGAAUGCUUCCUUCUCUCCAGGUCAGGGAAGAGAUGUGGGGACCACCUGGGGGCCCUCCCCCCUCCCACCUCCUUGCUGGGGAAAUGCCCAGUCCAGUGCCCCUUCCAUGGCCACCUCCCUCCCCCUAGCUGUGCCUGGGCAUGAAUCAGCUCUCACAGCUUGUUAAAGCUGGACCUCUUGUUUUCAUGCCCUCACCUCAGGAAACAGAAUUACAGCUUUUCCAGCUCUACUCAGCAGGGGGCCAGGGUCCUCACUUUAUAAACAUUCCCAAGCCUGUGAGAGCAGAGGGCACGGAGAUGGUGUGAGACAGAAGCCCAGGGGAGAAAGACAGAAACUAAGACCGAAGGAGAAAAAGAAAAGCCAGAGACAAGACCAGAAGAGAGGCCAAGAAGGGAUCGCGAGGGCUGUGCUACAGGAAUGACCCUAAGGAUGCUCUGGGCUGGACAGGCGAAGGGGGUCCUGGGAAGCCGGGGGAUCAUCUGCUUGGUGAUCUCUCUGCUCCUCCAGCAGCCAGGAGUCCACAGCAAGUGCUACUUUCAAGCUCAAGCCCCCUGCCACUAUGAAGGGAAAUAUUUUACCCUGGGUGAGUCUUGGCUCCGCAAGGACUGUUUCCAUUGUACCUGUCUGCAUCCCGUCGGUGUGGGCUGCUGUGACACGUCCCAGCAUCCCAUCGACUUCCCUGCAGGCUGUGAGGUACGUCAGGAGGCAGGAACCUGCCAAUUCUCCCUGGUGCAAAAAUCUGACCCUCGGCUGCCCUGCAAAGGAGGAGGGCCCGACCCAGAAUGGGGCUCAGCUAACACCCCUGCUCCUGGGGCUCCUGCUCCCCACUCCAGCUAAACUCAACUGAUCACCCUUC